ACCCCUAGGAUGCGGACAGUAACGUGUUUCACAGCAUAAAGUGUAUUAUCACUCUACUUUAGAAUGAAGACCAUUCUCAGCAGUCAGACUGUUGACAUCCCCAACAAUGUUGAGGUGAGGUUGAAGGGGCGGACUGUGAUAGUCAAGGGCCCCCGUGGCAAACUCCACAGGGAGUUCAACCACAUCAACCUGGAGCUCAGCCUGCUGGGCAAGAAACAGAAGAAGCUUCGCGUGGAUAAAUGGUGGGGAAACAGGAAGGAGCUGGCCACAGUCCGCACCAUCUGCAGCCACGUCCAGAACAUGAUCAAAGGCGUCACUCUGGGUUUCCGGUACAAAAUGCGUUCUGUGUACGCCCAUUUCCCCAUCAACGUAGUCAUUCAGGAGAGUGGAACACUGGUGGAGAUCAGGAACUUCCUGGGAGAGAAAUACAUCCGCCGUGUCCGAAUGAGGCCUGGUGUGAUGUGCGCAGUCUCAGCUGCCCAGAAGGACGAGUUGGUCCUGGAGGGUAAUGACAUCGAGCUGGUGUCAAACUCAGCUGCUCUCAUCCAGCAGGCCACCACAGUCAAAAACAAGGAUAUCAGGAAGUUCUUGGAUGGGAUUUACGUGUCUGAGAAGGGAACAGUUUUGGAACCGGAUCAGUAAACGCUAUAUCUGCAUUCAUAGAGUUGCCUUGACCCAACAGGCCGCUGCGGUAAGAAAGGAGGACAACAGGAAGUUCCUGGCUGGCAUCUACAUCAACAUGAAGGCCACUGUGGUGGAGUGUGAUGCUGAAUCAAUAUUUACCAUGUUCUCUGUGACAAUUAAAGCUACAAACUUUUCCAUUUAAUCUG
Monopterus albus (swamp eel) is the source of this 830-nucleotide messenger RNA. RefSeq names its product ribosomal protein L9 (gene rpl9). The record is from RefSeq and is a predicted model, not a curated record. The transcript is spliced from 8 exons. Bases 64 to 642 code for a protein of 192 amino acids. Gene Ontology annotation, molecular function: structural constituent of ribosome; rRNA binding. Lineage: Eukaryota; Metazoa; Chordata; Actinopteri; Synbranchiformes; Synbranchidae. Gene Ontology annotation, cellular component: ribosome; cytosolic large ribosomal subunit. Gene Ontology annotation, biological process: cytoplasmic translation.